Diaporthe citri is the source of this 2991-nucleotide messenger RNA. RefSeq lists its product as uncharacterized. NCBI's taxonomy places the organism in Eukaryota, Fungi, Ascomycota, Sordariomycetes, Diaporthales, Diaporthaceae. Gene Ontology annotation, molecular function: oxidoreductase activity, acting on single donors with incorporation of molecular oxygen, incorporation of two atoms of oxygen; iron ion binding. The coding region runs from base 1 to 2991 and encodes 996 amino acids. The record is from RefSeq and is a predicted model, not a curated record. The transcript is spliced from 6 exons.
AUGAGGCAGCGUGCUGGUGUUUUCUGGUUCUACGCAAGCCUGCCAAGAAGGUGGCCAGCCAUUAGGAAGAAAGCCCCUUUCUUGCACCGCCGUACUGGCGCCGACUUUCGCAAGUGGAGCGAAGUAGAUCACAACAAGACCGGCCUCGUGUCGUACAAUCCUUCGACUCCGGCCAAGGACAUCUUCGGCGCAAACGCAUCUUGCAUUCUUGCCCCAGACAAUGCGAACGGACCGUACUUUGUGUCACAAGAACUCAUUCGGCAAAAUGUCAGCGAAGGCAUCCCUGGAGUCCCCAUGCACCUAGAGCUGCAAUUCAUCGACAUCAACACUUGUGAGCCGGCAGACGUGCUCAUCGACAUCUGGUCGUGCAAUACGACGGGCAAGUACAGCGGCGUGAGCGCCCGCGGGCAGGGAGGGCUCCACACCACCUGGCUCCGCGGUGUGCAGAAGACCGACGCGGACGGCGUUGUCCGGUUCGACACCAACUUCCCGGGACACUACGACUUCCGCGCCACGCACCAGCACAUUGUCGUCCACGUUGGCUCCCAGGUGCUGCCGAAUGGGACGUACAGCGGCGGCAAGGUGGCACACCUGUCGCAGCUGUUCUUCGACCAGGACCUGAGGGACGCCGUCGAGGCGCUGCCGCCGUACAACACCAACCGGAUCCGGGCAACGACGAACUUGGCCGACGGGUUCACUGGCUACUCGGCCUCAUCGGCAUACGACCCGUUAGUCAACUAUGCCGUGCUGGGCACUGAGCUGACGUCUGGACUGUUCGCGUGGCACGAGCUGGGGAUUAACACGAGCUCGAACUGGGACACUUACUCCCUCAACCGACGAGUUCACGACGUCAAGACAUACCCCGUCCUCUCCCCUCAAGGAUCCACGGUCCUCGUCUACGGCCACGAGAAUGGAGUCACAGUAUUGUGGCGCGGUGGUCGCCGACUGAAGCCCACUAAGCCUCAAUCUUCGAAGCCGGCCGCCGGCAGCAAAACGAAUGGUGCUGGUGCAUCCGCCGACGAUGGCGUCAUGAUCAUCGACUCAGACGACGACGACGACACUUCUGCACCAGCUGCCUUCGUUGACAAGCCAGAGUUCGAGGACGAGAAUGUCGAAGACACCACCGGAUACCCAGAGGUCAUCCAGUCCUUGGAUCUCGCAUUUGGCACAGACAUCCUUCACAUCGCCGUCCCGCCCAUCGCGCCGCGCAUCCCGGGAGAGCAACUGAGCGAAUCUGACGUCCUCGCCGAGACGAUGGUAUUUGCUGUGACGUCUGCGAAGGGUUCCAUCUUCAUGCUCACCCUGCCGUUGACGCCGCCCUCUCACGAAAGCAUAGCAAGGGAGGACCUGCGAUCCAACCUCUUGGCUGGCGCCGUGGGCCAGGGCAAGUGGGGCGAGACUCUGAUCCAGCUUGGCGGCCAGAGCAAAAGCCCUGAUGGGAUCGCCAUAACAUUGCUACCUCGACGGGCGGGCAGUUCUGAUCGAAACAAAUCACCUGCUCGUCUGGGUGGUUCCGCCGGGCGUGCCGUCGUUGCUGUUCACGGCAAGGACGCCUCCGGCACGCUACGACUAUGGGACAUCCCUCUCAAAACUACCUCGGACAGCCCUGCCAUCGAACCAUUCCAGACCGAGUACCUGCCGAUCGGACGGCGAGACUCCCUUGUGUCGAUGAUGAAUGGCGGGCCAGAACGACUUGCUGCCGUCAAGGGCGGAGUCGAAGUCGUGCAACUGCCUAGCGCCCGAGGGUCGGUACCCACGGAGGAGAGUGCCGUUCUCUGGAUGGGUGGUUCUGACAACAUUGUUUGCGUCAUUCCCGUCGUCGCCAAAUUCUGGGAUGCUCAAGUCCGCCGCAGCGCAGGUGGCGGCGUCAAUCUAUUCAGUGGAGCGCAGCCCUCGCGCAUGGUCCGCUUGGUAGAGCUCAAUGCUGGGUUGCUAGGCGAGCGGUGCUGUGGUGUCGUUGCGACUCCAAAAGCUCAGCGGCGGCAGUCUUCCCAAAACCUGGACGAUCCAGACGCCACUGCGGAGGAGAGCACUGGUCUUCCAGUUGAGGUGAUUGUGCGCGGCGAGAGCAGACUGGUCGUGGUUCACGACUUCCAAGACGUCGACACAGCACCACUUCGUUUCCCAGCCAAGAAUCUGAAACGCCUCCUCCCUGCAAACGAAGCAGCAGAACCGGUUAAUGCCAUCAUUGUACAUCAAAACCCCGGCCGGAACGCGAUGCGUCUUCAGAAGUUCGAUCUCAGCAUACGCAGCGGCCGUGAUGGUGCUCAACCACCUUCAGCCGGCCUAUUCGGCCGAAGUCUCAACCAAUCCCAAGACGCAUUCGAGGCAGAGCCAAUCGAUUACCAGCCUGAGCUCACAGAAACCCCGUCUCGAUCACGUAAUAUGGGUCUCGAAUUCAUGGAUGAGCUAGAUGCAGCUGCCGACGCGGGCUACGAGUUGGAUGCUGAAGACCGAGAUAUUGAGCAAGAAGUCAUGGACCUCAUGGAAUUGGACCAACAAUUAGAACAGAUGGAAGAUGAGAGGCUACGCGGGACGAAACGGGUGUUCUUUGAGGAGGAUGAUUCUCACAUCCCGUCUUCCCCUCACGGAUGUCCUGCUGUCACCGAGAAGGAGGUAUUCUUCGAGCGGUACACCGACUCGCCCGAGUUCUCGCGCGUCAGAAACCCCGUGGUACACAUGCGUAAUAGGACGAGGCUCGACGACGACGAAGAUGCUAGCGAUGUGAUUGACCCGUCGUCGAAACUCGCCAACUACCAAAGCCCCAUGGAUCGUCUAAAGUGGGAUCCCAUGGACCUCCGGCGGCUUGCAGCUUUCGGGGCUCAUAAACAGGCAUAUGCUAAUACGGCUACCAAGAACCACGACAAGCCUAAGGCAGUAAAAACUGCUCACAGUGUUGACCUAGAUCUCUUGGUAGACGAUGAGGAGAAUCUGGAGGAUGACGAUGACGAGGAGCCAGAGGAUGACACGUUCGAGUUCUUGCUGAAGUGA